This is a messenger RNA of Vitis vinifera (wine grape), 504 nucleotides long. RefSeq names its product secreted RxLR effector protein 161-like. The record is from RefSeq and is a predicted model, not a curated record. The coding region runs from base 1 to 504 and encodes 167 amino acids. NCBI's taxonomy places the organism in Eukaryota, Viridiplantae, Streptophyta, Magnoliopsida, Vitales, Vitaceae. The transcript is spliced from 2 exons.
AUGAAGAACAUUCCAUAUGCUUCUGCAGUCGGAAGUUUGAUGUAUGCUCAGGUCUGCACAAGGCCUGACAUUGCAUUUGCUGUUGGAACGUUAGGACAGAGUAACCCAGGUAUAGACCAUUGGAAAGCUGCAAAGAAAGUGAUAAGAUAUCUUCAAGGAACCAAAGAUUACGAGCUUAUGUACAGACGAACAAGCAAUUUAAAGGUAGUUGGCUACUCAGAUUCAGACAUUGCUAACUGUGUUGAUUCACGUAAAUCAACAUCUGGAUACAUUUUUAUAUUGGCCGGUGGAGCUAUAUCUUGGAAGAGCGUUAAGCAAACCAUGACUGCUACUUCUAUUAUGGAAGUUGAGUUCAUAUCUUGUUUUGAGGCUACUUCACAUGGUGACAUUAAGUUAAAGGUGUGGACCAAGUGGGAGAAUGUUAUCACCACCCCAUGUCGUCUCCACGUUCACCACCAUGAAGGGGUGAUUUUGAAGUGGUCACACCCACGUCCUCCACCAUAA